Molecule: messenger RNA, 1312 nt
Organism: Panicum virgatum (switchgrass)
Lineage: Eukaryota; Viridiplantae; Streptophyta; Magnoliopsida; Poales; Poaceae
Exons: 1
Coding region: 56-1312 (418 amino acids)
Biological process (GO): regulation of transcription by RNA polymerase II
Molecular function (GO): protein dimerization activity; DNA-binding transcription factor activity, RNA polymerase II-specific; RNA polymerase II cis-regulatory region sequence-specific DNA binding
Source: RefSeq, a predicted model, not a curated record
AGCCCACGGCGAAGGAGGAGAGCUGAUCGAGCCAUCGAGGACGAGGAGCAAUGCGAUGGGGCGCCGCAAGGUCUCCAUGGGGCUGAUCCCGAACCGCCGGGUGCGGGCCGACACCUUCGGCAAGCGGAAGAAGGGGCUCAAGAAGAAGGCGGAGGAGCUCUCCGUGCUCUGCGGCGUCGACGUCGCGCUCGUCGUCGCCGCGGGGGACGGCGGCGCGGCGGCGGCCGCGGACGUGUGGGAGUCGAGGGAGGGCGUGCUGGCCCGGUACCGGGCGCUGGGCGCCGAGGCGCGCGCGCGGCACACGCACCGGGCGUACCUCCAGGCCGGGCUCGGCAAGUGGGAGGCCAAGCUCGCCCGGGUUCGCCAGGGCGGGCCCGACGCGCUCGCCCGCUGGGACAAGGCGCUGGACGGCGUCGCCACGGAGGAGGACGCGCGGUGGCUGCUCGACGCCGUCGACGCCGCGAUACGGGCCGCGGAGGACAGGCUGAGGGCGCUGGGCCUCCCGCCGGUCGACGACGACGAGGACGGGGUCGUGCUGGACGGGGUCGCGCCGCUCAACUUUGCCGCCGCCGCCGGCGACCACUACGGCCUGCUGCAUGAUGCGGUCGGCGGAAGCGGCGACGCCAACAACGGCCAGCAGGCCAUGUGGGGCACCAAUGGCUUCCACUUCCCGCAGGGCGGCGCCGCCGACGCGCAACACACGGGGUACGGCUUCCAGACCUACACCAGCGGCGGCGGCGCGGGCGUGGAGGAGGGCUACCACCUGCAGAUGGCGCCGGACAUGUACAGCAGCCGCGACCACAACAACGGCCACCUCGCCAACGCCUACCAGCAGCACGGCUACGGCUUCCAGUGUGCCGACGCCAGCUACUCCGGCGUGCCUUCUGGCUACGCCCAGCCCAGUGUGCCCAUGUGGUGGAGCGCCGACGAGCCGCGCCAUGCCAUGCUGCCGCUCGAGUACCCCGCCGCUGACGCCGGCCUCAACUACGCGGACACGCCGGCGGCACAGGGCGUCGGCGGGAGCUCCUUCGCCAUGGGCGCCGCCGGCGGCAACUUCGUCCACUCGCAACCAGCGCUCUCCCUCGCCAUGAACACCAUGGGCGGCAGCGGCGACAACUUCACCAACGCGAUGCCAGCCCAGCCCCUCGCCAUGAGCUACGGUGGCGAACUGACGGUUGCCGGCAGGUACGCGGCGCAGUGGCAGGCACCCCCGCACCCCCAGCGCGCCGGCGGCGACCAGAGGCCCACCAUCGAGCAGCUGCAUUACCUCAGCGACCUGGAAGACACGCAGCUCCACCUCUAUGGAAACUAA